GUGACACGUAUAGAGCGGGUGGGACCGCUCUAUACGUCAUUCUAUCUGAAAUAAGAAAAUAGCUAAUGGGAGGAGUCAGGAACGACACGAUAAAUCAUCCUCUUCAUCAAACCUCCUUGGAGCCUUAGCAGAACGUUUGGAUCUCUCCAUGAUGUCACCUGUAAGACAAAAAACAGGUGAUUCGGGUUACAUGAGCCGGCCUUGGCUCAUUACGCCGUUGUAUAACCCCACAGAUGAGGCCCAGGAGCGCUACAAUCGGGCGCAUACGCGGACUAGGGCUGUAGUGGAGAGGAUGUUUGGGCUCCUCAAAAUGGUGUUACGAUGCCUAGACAGGUCUGGAGGAGCCCUCCAAUACAGCCCUAGUAAGGUUGCGAAGAUCGUUAUAGCCUGCUGCGUCCUGCAUAACAUUGCUCAGCGGGCUGGGAUGCUGCAGGCCGUCCAGGUGCCCCGAGACCUCCUCCAAGAUGAGAAGGACAAGCCUGUUCUAGAGGGAUCAUUCCGGGACCAAAAUAAAAAUGUAACAAUCUCUAUCAAUUGAUGACAAUGCAAGAAGACACAAAAUGACUUAAAGCGACAGCCAACAACAUAAAAGAUAGAAAAUAGGAAUACAGGAUCUCUUUAUUUAUACAUUCAUUUAGGAAACAAUGAACUCACGUGAAAUAUCAUUUUACUUUGUCAAUUAGAAUAGAAAAAGCUUUUUUUGUUGGUGUCCAUGGCCUGAUUUGUAUUAAUGAUAUCCAAUCCUGAUUGAAUAUUUGACAGAUAUGGAUGUUGUUGCUGGACCCUCGAGCCCGGGUGCGUCACAUGGUGGUAUGUGUCAUUUUAAUUUACCUUUCUCUUCCAAACUUUUACGUAACAUUACAUAAUCCAUGCAUAUUGAUCUAUAUUAAUAUGGAUGCUCUAAUUCUCUUUUCUUGUUAUUUUAAAAUAAGAAUCACGAAUCAGAGUUGGGAUUCCAUUGUAAUACAAAUCGCAAUUUAUGAGUAUUUGAAGAUAUUCCUUCUAUUCUUGUUAUCUUCAUUUUAAUGUAAUCUCAGGGUCAUGGGCAUUUUGUAUUCUUCCCCUGGGUAGUGUUUUACAUGUUUUUGCUACAUUUAGACUAAUAAAUUGUUCCAUAUGUGCAGAUUAUAGAAAUAUACAUCUCAUAUGCUUUGAUAUUUUCGUGUUAUCAUUAGAGGCUCAUGAAAACAAACAUUUUACUUUUAGGAUUUAUACACAACAUGUGAUUAUAAAUAAAAAUCAUAUUUAAUAUUA
Messenger RNA from Bombina bombina (fire-bellied toad), 1254 nucleotides. Its product is annotated as putative nuclease HARBI1. The record is from RefSeq and is a predicted model, not a curated record. The transcript is spliced from 3 exons. Bases 149 to 538 code for a protein of 129 amino acids. NCBI's taxonomy places the organism in Eukaryota, Metazoa, Chordata, Amphibia, Anura, Bombinatoridae.